AUGCCUCAACGUGCAAAAAAGUGCACCAUGGAAGAAAAAAAAACGGAACAGAAAGCUAUGCACCUUCAGAAAAACUCCCAUGUUUUGAAAAUAAAUAGGAGGACUUUCUCAGAAAGGGAGCCACCGGACAGAUGUUGUGUCACCGAUUCGAUAGAAGAACAGCCAGAGGAACUGCUGACGGGGAAGACAGAGGAGUUUCUACCUGGGAUGAAAGGGGAGUUUCUACCUGGGAUGAAAGAGGAGUUUCUACCUGGGAUGAAAGAGGAGUUUCUACCUGGGAUGAAAGAGGAGUUUCUACCUGGGAUGAAAGAGGAGUUUCUACCUGAGAUCACAAAGGAACUGCUACCGGAACCUCCAGCAGAACCUCCAGCAGAAGCGCUAGCAGAUCGGAAAACAGGAGUGCUUGUGGAAAUUCGGAGGGUACUUUCAAGUGAACCCCUGAGAAAGAUUAACUGCUUAACCAAUGUAGAUGACAUACUCUGCUUUAGUCAGUAUUCAAAGGAAUCAGAAUGCUUUAAUCAGUAUUCAAAAGAAUCAAAAUUCUCUUGUGAUAUUUUAAACGAAGGAACCUCAUCUGAAAGGUCAUACAAAUUAGAAAAGGAUCUGCAAGUCUAUGAACAUCUAGCUACAUUGUACGAUGACGAUUCUUUUGUCAAAGAAGAGGAACGUAUCGAAGUAGAGGAAGUCAAAGCAGCAGGGACAUUCGAAGUAGAAGCAAAUACAGUUGAUAACACGCCAACAGACGAUGUUGAAGAACCAUAUCCCAUAGAACAAGAAAGCACAAAGUCGUGUGAUGAUGACCACGAACUAUCAUUUGAUAACAUGAACGAAGGCGUUCUAGAUUAUGUCAAGGAAAAGCGCGAAACAAGAGGAGGAAAUCAGAUAAGAUACAGUAGGAAGGGACCUGUUGAUACCGGGCAAUGCUAUCGAGGGGAAUUUAGUCAGGGUUAUCUCAAUCCGUGUGAAGAGGCAUAUGAGGAAGGACAAAGUCGGAAGGAAACAGACGACAAAGACAUAGCUGAUAAGAAUGUGAUAGAUAAGAAUGUGAUAGAUAAGAAUGUGAUAGAUAAGAAUGUGAUAGAUAAGAAUGCGAUAGAUAAGAAUGUGAUAGAUAAGAAUGUGAUAGAUAAGAAUCUGAUAGAUAAGAAUCUGACAGAUAAAAAUAUGAUAGAUAAGAAUCUGACAGAUAAAAAUAUGAUAGAUAAGAAUCUGAUAGAUAAAAAUCUGACAGAUAAAAAUCUGACAGAUAAAAAUCUGACAGAUAAAAAUCUGAUAGAUAAAAAUGUAGAGGGAAAAGAAGACCUCGUUAAGGAGGGGACUACUUCUGAGACAGAACCAUUUCCAAAUGAAGAAAACUACGCAUACAAAGUUCCCGGUAAAUCUGGUUUAGAUAUUAUAGUCAGGAGUUCCAUCAAGACGUAUAGCUGCGCACUUAAGAAAAAAAUGUUAUUGCAAGGGAAAAUAUUCAUUACACACGACAGUGUGUAUUUUAUGUCUCUGUUUGAUUCCCUCUUUUCUAAAAAUUCCAUCCUACGGAUACCAUACGAAUCCAUAGAAUCCGUAAAAAAAAUGAGCGUUUUCAACUUUAUACCGAAUGCACUUAAAAUCGUAGCUAAAAAUAGAUCCUUUGUGUUCACAUCUUUUGUGCAUAGAGACAACGCGUAUGACUUGAUAAUGGACAUGAUUCAAGACAACAUGAAUGCGGAUGAAAUUCCAAAAAAAGGUGUCGUAAUACACAGCAGUGAGGAGUUGGAUGGGGAAGAAGCAGAAGAAGAAGAAGCAGAAGCAGAAGAAGGGGAUGAUAUGGAUGAUGCGGAUGAUGCAGAUGAUGUGGAUGACGUGGAUGACGUGGAUGAUGAAAGCGAUCAAGUUGGUGAAAACGAAGGAAGCGAGAAAAUAAGAAACGCGAACCCUUACGAGGAAAAGGAAAAAAACGAAGAGGUAGAGAUGGGCAGACUAAAGGACCCAAACCGGCCGAACAAAAGGAAACUAAAAAAACGCCUCAGGAUAAGAAACAAAAUGAAAAAUCGGAAGAAGCAAAAUAAUAAAUCAGUAAUUUACAACAUUACACCAACACAAUAUGAUCCGCUCGUGAAUACCCAAUUCAGUCAAGUAGUACAACAAGAUGAAGGAGUGGAAGGUCAAGGAAUGGAAGGCGAAGACUCUGCUAGAGUCUCCACCGCCUCUAAAGAUGUGAAGGAAAAAAUCCUAAUGAUAGAAACAAGGAAAGGGUUGACAGAAUUAAACAUUACAGAGGAGGAAGAAGAACUAUUGAAUAAACAUAAUUAUGUUCGAUGUAAUUAUCACACGGAUAGUUUAUACGUAAAUAAAAAUUUUAAAAAAAUAUUUGUUGAUAUAUUCUCAAAAUUUGAUUGUGAUAAUCCAAUUGUGAAAAGUAUGCAAGACAAAAACCCAAAUAAUUUAUCUUAUGAACAUCUAUACAAUUUGAAUAAAGAGCUAGAUGGUAAAGGACACCUUUCGUAUGAAUCUAUUUAUAACAUUUCGCUUUUUGAUGAUGGGAAGAGAGUAUUUGGUAUGCCAUCACGAUCAGAUGUAAAAGAAAAUUUAUCUUUUUUCUUUUUUAAAAAUAUUAUUUCUAUUCAAAAAUCAGUUUCACUGCUGUGCAAUAUACCAUUAGCAGGGUGCUUUCGUACCGUUGUUACUGUCACUCUUCACAAUGUACAUGAAAAGAAAAAUGAAGAAAACCAAGCAGAUGGAAUAAAUUGUGAGGGAGGUAACCCAAGUGGUAGUGAUGAUCUUCUAAACAGUUGUACACACGUGGAUUUUUCCUAUGAUAUCGAAUUUGUAAAACACACUUUUUUUAAAAAACAAAUAAAAAAUAAUGCCCUACUUGAGCUAGAAAUAUCCCUUAACACUUUGAAGAAGUACACACAGGAAGCCAUUCAAAAUAAGUAUAAACAGAAAAGUACAAUAAAUAAGAAAAAUCAAACACAACCUUCUGAAUGUACCUUUGUAAAAGAUUAUAUAGAUAUUGUAACGAUUGGUGAAGAUAAAAUUUUAGAAAAUUCAAACAUUUCAACCCCCACGGGGAUAUCAUAUCAUGUGAAUGACAAUUAUGCUUCAACAUUAUUCUUGCACAAUGCAGUUAAAAGCUUUUCGAAACGGAUGCGUAUGUUCCAUAGGAUGGGUAAUUUACUUUCGCGUCCACUCGACGCAGUUGUGCUUGUUCGCAGCUUUCUGGUCUUCAUUUUUGCAGCAGUGAUAUACAUAUUAUUUGAAUUAAUGAAGCAAUAG
Plasmodium gonderi is the source of this 3255-nucleotide messenger RNA. RefSeq lists its product as hypothetical. Bases 1 to 3255 code for a protein of 1084 amino acids. NCBI's taxonomy places the organism in Eukaryota, Apicomplexa, Aconoidasida, Haemosporida, Plasmodiidae. Gene Ontology annotation, cellular component: endoplasmic reticulum membrane; endoplasmic reticulum-plasma membrane contact site; plasma membrane. The transcript is spliced from 2 exons. The record is from RefSeq and is a predicted model, not a curated record. Gene Ontology annotation, molecular function: sterol transfer activity; sterol binding. Gene Ontology annotation, biological process: intracellular sterol transport.